Molecule: messenger RNA, 765 nt
Organism: Melozone crissalis (California towhee)
Lineage: Eukaryota; Metazoa; Chordata; Aves; Passeriformes; Passerellidae
Gene: CACNG1
Product: calcium voltage-gated channel auxiliary subunit gamma 1
Exons: 4
Coding region: 1-681 (226 amino acids)
Biological process (GO): regulation of calcium ion transmembrane transport via high voltage-gated calcium channel; calcium ion transmembrane transport
Cellular component (GO): L-type voltage-gated calcium channel complex; membrane
Molecular function (GO): calcium channel regulator activity; voltage-gated calcium channel activity
Source: RefSeq, a predicted model, not a curated record
AUGGACGAGAGCAAACCCCUGAAGGUGCGGCUGACGUUCUCGGUCAUCCUGGUGGGCAUCUCGCUGCUCUUCGCCGCCGUGGUCACCGACCACUGGGCCGUGCUCAGCCCCAGCCUGGAGGAAAACACCACCAGCUGCGAGGCGGCGCAUUUCGGGCUCUGGAGACUCUGCACCAAGCGGAUUUUCAUGCAGGAGCCGAGUCCCAAAGAGAAGAGCUGUGGGCCCAUCAGCCUGCCAGGAGACCACAACUGCUCCUACUUCAAGCACUUCACUCCAGGAGAGACCUCGGAGAUAUUUGAAGUAACCACCCAGAAAGAAUACAGCAUCUCAGCUGCAGCCAUUGCCAUCUUCAGUGUUGGCUUUGCCAUCAUGGGGACGAUCUGUGUGCUCCUGUCCUUCAGGAAGAAGAGGGAUUAUCUGCUGAAGCCAGCAUCCAUGUUCUACACCUUUGCAGGUCUCUGCAUCAUCAUCUCUGUAGAAGUCAUGAGACAAUCCGUGAAGAGGAUGAUUGACAGCAAGGAGACAGCCUGGAUCAAGUACAGCUACUCCUGGUCCUUCGCCUGUGCCUGCUCCGCCUUCGUGCUGCUCUUCGUCUGCGGCAUCGCGCUCCUCCUCAUCGCGCUGCCCCGCUUCCCCCAGAACCCCUGGGAGACCUGCAUGGAUGCAGAACCCGAGCACUGAUGGUCCCUGCACCCAUGAAAAAAUAGCCAGAAAGUGUUCUGAAAAUGUUUGUAUUUUUUAAAAUGCCUGGGUCUCACUAUACAA